This is a messenger RNA of Didymodactylos carnosus, 636 nucleotides long. The record is from the annotation of a GenBank genome assembly. NCBI's taxonomy places the organism in Eukaryota, Metazoa, Rotifera, Eurotatoria, Philodinida, Philodinidae.
AUGCGUUCACCGCAACCGCGAUAUUCUUCUACCUGGGAUGUAUCAGUAGUCCUGAAUUAUAUAGAAUCUAUGCAAGAAGACGAAGCAAUUUCAAUCCUUCAUUUGAGUUAUAAAUUAUCAACACUGAUGAUUUUGAUGACAGCAGCGAGAUCUUUGGAGUUGCAGAAACUAAAAAUUUCGCGAAUGAUUGAAGAUAAAACGAAGUUUAUCAUUGAUGAACGUACGAAAACUCAACGAGAACAUCAUAAACCAGUCAGAAUGAUUUUUUAUAAAAAUCAAAUAUCACUCAAACUAGAAGUAGUUUCUUCACUGCAAUGUUAUCUAAAAAGAAUUAAAGAAAACAGAAAAGAAGAAGAUCACCUUUUUAUUACUACAACUGCACCUUUUCGAGCAACACGACCGACCACAAUCGCAAAUUGGGUCAAACAUAUGAUGACAUUGGCAGGAAUAGAUACAAAACUCUUUAGGACACAUUCUUGUCGAGCAGCUGCAACAUUAAAAGCGAAAGUUCAUGGCCUAAGUAUAGAACAAACCAUAAGCGUAGCCCGAUGGUCUAAUGUUAAAACAUUUAAGCGAUUUUAUGAACGAGAACUUAGAUCAGAAAACUCUUUUCAAGAAACAUUGGCAACUAAGUGA